AUGGCGUCGGAUUCGGGGCGUGAUCGCAGCCAGACCUGCCCUCAUGGCGGUCGCCGCAGCGGCGCCGGAGACGACGAAGAGAACCCGUUUAUAUCCUUUCGUCGUUAUGCUGAUAAGCAGCUCUCAAAUUUCCUUCAAUCCGUCGUUGGGCUCCCCUCCGCUGUUCUUCCGCCCGCAAAAGACUGGCUCGGUAUGAAUGACGAAGAGUUGAGCCAGGCGCUAAGCGCUCGCCGAGACAGCUCAGAUAACGAUUGUUAUCAUCGCCACAAAUGCCGCGAUUGCAAUUCAAACGAUGACUUCUCCCCGUCUCAUGGAGGGUAUGAUGAGCGGCUCUUUGGGGCUAAUCCCUCUAGCACUGAACAACAUCGAAGGUACUCGAGUCAGUCUAUCCCUGCCUCAGCAUUCGAUGCCUUGUUCGACAGUGCGUGGCCCACGGAUCCUUCUUUUCUAUUCAGAGAUACGGCCCAUUUGCAUGGGCCGUUUAUUUUAGACUUUAUGGCUCCCUCAACUUCCGCGGGCUGGCCAAUCUCGUACCUUAUGUUUUCCCCUUAUUCACCCCUCCAGCUGGAACGACAGCGGCAGUUACGCCAACGAUAUCAGGAUGAUGCCUCGUCCUCUUGGUUUAGCUCCUUAGCCCCCUCCCAUGAGCACAGAGGCCUCAGAGAACCUCAGUGGCGGGAAGCGUUCGAAGAUUUACUCCGUAUUGAAAACGGGAAACCUAUGCUUGAUAGGGAUCCCCGGGAGGAACGUCCGCGCGAAUCUAGAAAGUCCUGGCUUGCAGGCUUAAUCCAGCGCGGUAGCCUCGGUGACGGUUGGUCUCACAUCAAUCAACCCGACGGUGACGGUGACUACUUCAAAUUCCAACAUAUCGCCUCCAAUGAUACCUCUCCUGACCAUGAGAGGACGUCGCAGAAAAAUGAGGCGAGUGAGGAGGGCAAUCAGUUCUCAGAGCUUGAUCUGUACGAUAGCUUCCUUCACAAAGUUAAUCACGGUACCGAUAUCUCACAAACAAGUCCGUUGUUAAGAGCAAUACUUGAAGAGCGAAAGCAACAGCGCCAGCAGCUCGAAGAGUUACAGCUACAGUGGAGAGAGAUGUUCCGCGAGAAAGAAAUGGAGCGUGCAGAUGAUCGCCAAGCGAUUGCUGAUUCUGCCGUCAUUAGGAGCACAGCAUCACGGACUAACAAAGAUUUACUUCAACCUAUAGUUUCCAGCGUCACCACCACACAACGCGUGAUGCAGCCUGAUGGGUCGAUAAAGACCAAAACAGUUGUCAGCAAACGGUUUGCCGACGGACGAGAAGAAAAUACUGAAACCGAAGAAGUCACGAGAAAUAAGCAUUCAGCAGUUGAUGAAAGCAGCCAGGUGGUGGCUAGUCGGGGUGACAAUCAACGAAGCACACCAGAUGGGCGUGAAAAGAAGCGCAGUGGCGGUUGGUUCUGGCAAGAGUAA
Molecule: messenger RNA, 1449 nt
Organism: Nannizzia gypsea CBS 118893
Lineage: Eukaryota; Fungi; Ascomycota; Eurotiomycetes; Onygenales; Arthrodermataceae
Exons: 1
Coding region: 1-1449 (482 amino acids)
Source: RefSeq, a predicted model, not a curated record